Messenger RNA from Tachyglossus aculeatus (Australian echidna), 669 nucleotides. Its product is annotated as histone H1.4-like. The record is from RefSeq and is a predicted model, not a curated record. Gene Ontology annotation, biological process: nucleosome assembly. NCBI's taxonomy places the organism in Eukaryota, Metazoa, Chordata, Mammalia, Monotremata, Tachyglossidae. The coding region runs from base 1 to 669 and encodes 222 amino acids. Gene Ontology annotation, molecular function: structural constituent of chromatin; DNA binding. The transcript has a single exon. Gene Ontology annotation, cellular component: nucleosome.
AUGUCCGAAACGGCCCCCGCCGCUCUCGCCGCCCCGGCUCCAGUGGAGAAGUCCCCCGCCAAGAAGAAGGCGAAGAAGCCUGCGGGCGGGGCGCGGCGCAAGGCUGCGGGGCCCUCGGUGUCCGAGCUGAUCACCCAGGCCGUGUCGGCGUCUAAGGAGCGCAAUGGGGUGUCCCUGGCCGCCCUGAAAAAAGCUCUGGCCGCCGCCGGCUACGACGUGGAGAAGAACAACAGCCGCAUCAAGCUGGGCCUGAAGAGCCUGGUCGCCAAAGGCACCUUGGUGCAGACCAAAGGCACCGGCGCCUCGGGCUCUUUCAAGAUCAACAAGAAAGCGGCCGGCUCCGAAAGCAAGGCCAAGCCGAAAGCCAAGAAACCGGCUGCUGCGACUAGGCCCAAGAAACCUGCCAGCGCUGCCAAGAAACCCAAGAAGCCUGCGGCUUCCGGGGCUAAAAGGAGCGUGAAAAAGACCCCGAAGAAAGCCAAGAAGCCGGCGGCGGUGGCAGCGAAAAAAUCGGCCAAGAGUCCAAAAAAGGCCAAGGCGGUGAAGCCCAAGAAAGCAGCCAAGAGUCCGGCCAAGCCGAAAGCUGCGAAGCCCAAAGCUGCCAAGCCCAAGGCUGCAAAACCCAAAGCGUCCAAACCCAAGAAGGCCGCGGCCCCCAAGAAGAAAUAA